UCAAGCAUCGACGAAAGCCAGCCAGCCAAACACAGAGCCGAACAGCAAAAGCGGUUCUUUUCCAGUCGCAGUACGAUAGUGGCCGCAGUUCUUUUCACACAGUUCCAGCUCGUGUGAGACAACAGUACACACAGGACCGUCAAGUAUCGAGCACCGAAUCCCAUCACAAUGUUUUCUGCCUUGUUCGACGCCGCCCGCAAUUCACCUUUUAAGACUCCAUUGAGCCGAGCACAGUGUGAUGCCGGUUCCGAACGAGCGCUAGUGCCGUCCGGCGAGCAAAGGAUCCAAGCCGCUGCCAGUCGAGAAGUGGAGUUUGCUUCCAACGAAUUCUAUGCGCUGUGCGCAGUCGGUGGCAUCUUAUCCUGUGGUCUUACGCACACAGCCGUUGUGCCGCUUGAUCUGGUCAAAUGUCGCCUGCAGGUCGAUCAGGCCAAGUACAAGAAUCUGUUCCACGGGUUCAAGGUAACCGUUGCGGAGGAAGGAGCCCGUGGGCUGGCCAAAGGAUGGGCGCCAACAUUCUUCGGUUAUUCCGCCCAGGGUGCCUUCAAGUUCGGUCUGUAUGAGGUAUUCAAAGUGCAGUACGCUAAUCUGAUCGGCGAGGAGAAUGCCUAUCUGUACCGGACCUGGCUGUAUCUGGGCGCUUCGGCUUCGGCGGAAUUCUUCGCCGAUAUUGCACUGGCUCCGCUGGAGGCUGCCAAGGUAAAGAUCCAAACCACCCCCGGAUAUGCCAACACGAUGCGUCAAGCCAUGCCCAAGAUGAUGGGCGAGGAAGGUAUUACCGCAUUCUACAAGGGCCUGGUUCCACUCUGGUGCCGGCAGAUUCCGUACACCAUGAUGAAGUUUGCCUGCUUCGAGCGUACUGUCGAGCUGUUGUACAAACACGUGGUACCGAAGCCACGCGCCGAUUGCAGCAAGGGUGAGCAGCUGGUUGUCACAUUCGCUGCCGGAUACAUUGCCGGAGUGUUCUGUGCCAUCGUGUCCCAUCCGGCCGAUGUUGUUGUGUCUAAGUUGAACCAGGCUAAGGGUUCAAGCGCAUUCGAUGUGGCCAAGAAACUCGGUUUCAUGGGAAUGUGGCAUGGAUUGACGCCACGUAUCAUUAUGAUCGGUACACUAACCGCGUUGCAGUGGUUUAUCUACGAUGGAGUGAAAGUAGCACUGUCGAUCCCGCGUCCACCACCUCCAGAGAUGCCGGAAUCGCUGAAGAAGAAGCUCGGUGUCGAAUAGAGUGGCCAGCAGUCAGUGUUUAUUUGUGUGUGCACCGUGAUAGUGCUAACCAUCGAAGUGAUUAGAUAUUAAGCUUUUUAUUCCAGUUCGAAUCAACGAACUCAACAACAAAGUGUAUCACAAAUCGUGCAUAGGCAGUGCAAGCUGUGUAAGAGCAAAGUAAUAAACAGGACGUUCUACUAAAACCAACA
Messenger RNA from Sabethes cyaneus, 1415 nucleotides. RefSeq names its product phosphate carrier protein, mitochondrial (gene Mpcp2). NCBI's taxonomy places the organism in Eukaryota, Metazoa, Arthropoda, Insecta, Diptera, Culicidae. The record is from RefSeq and is a predicted model, not a curated record. Gene Ontology annotation, cellular component: mitochondrial inner membrane. Gene Ontology annotation, molecular function: phosphate transmembrane transporter activity. Gene Ontology annotation, biological process: mitochondrial phosphate ion transmembrane transport. The coding region runs from base 169 to 1224 and encodes 351 amino acids. The transcript has 4 exons.